AUGCACAAAAUUAUUCCUCCACCUUCUGUCGCUGUCAUGCUCUCAACUGUACCUGUCUCCGUGGCAACAUCACAACCACUACCUCCGCCUUACUUUGUCUCAAUUCAUCCAGAAACACAUUGUGAAGAUGAUGAAAAGAUGAAGAGUAUGCAGGGUGCAGAGGUUCUAAGUUUGAAGGAUUGCUUUGGAUUGAAACAAGAAGAUAAUGAAGAUGGAAGCAAACUAAGAUCCCCAAACCCUAGAAACCCGAAGACAGAGAUACCGACAGAAAAUGGUGAAUCCGACGAACAACUUCAGAGUGACGCGUGA
This is a messenger RNA of Vicia faba (fava bean), 309 nucleotides long. The record is from the annotation of a GenBank genome assembly. NCBI's taxonomy places the organism in Eukaryota, Viridiplantae, Streptophyta, Magnoliopsida, Fabales, Fabaceae.